Messenger RNA from Priceomyces carsonii, 1584 nucleotides. Its product is annotated as allantoate permease family MFS transporter. Gene Ontology annotation, biological process: tripeptide transport; transmembrane transport; dipeptide transport. Lineage: Eukaryota; Fungi; Ascomycota; Pichiomycetes; Serinales; Debaryomycetaceae. The record is from RefSeq and is a predicted model, not a curated record. Gene Ontology annotation, cellular component: plasma membrane. Gene Ontology annotation, molecular function: allantoate transmembrane transporter activity; dipeptide transmembrane transporter activity. The coding region runs from base 1 to 1584 and encodes 527 amino acids. The transcript has a single exon.
AUGACUAGAUCAUUAAGUGAAAAGCAGGAACAUGACGUUCAAAUUGAACCUAUAAAGUCUUUCACGAAUGAGAACAUAAAGCAUGAUGAUGUGAUUGCUACCAUACUCUCGGUCGAGGGUAAAGAAGUUAACUUAACAGGCGAUGUUGAUGAGGCGAUGCAAUUAGCUUUGAAGGCCGAUCAUAUCCAUAUAGAUGAAGAAACAAAUAAGAGAUUACUCAGGAAAACUGAUCUCUAUUUGAUGCCGUUACUAUGCUUUCUCUACUCGUGUCAGUUCAUGGACAAAGUUUCCAAUUCUUACGCUGCUGUGAUGGGCUUAAGAACUGACUUGAAUAUGGUUGGAGAUAUGUAUUCUUGGUGUGGAUCGGCAUUCUACCUUGGUUAUUUGUUUUUUGAAUUCCCUGCCUCUGCCUUGCUACAAAGGUUUCCUGUCUCAAAGGCAGUUUCCUGCUUUAUUGUAAUUUGGGGAAUAGUACUCUGUUUACACUCUGCUCCGAAUUAUGCGGGAUUCAUCUUUUUGAGAACUGUUUUAGGUAUGUUGGAAUCUGCUGUUACUCCAGCUAUGGUUAUCAUCACAGGACAAUGGUAUAAGGCUGAGGAACAAUUUACUAGAACGUCUAUCUGGUUUUCUUUCAAUGGAUUUGGUACUAUCAUGGGAUCAGCUAUUGCCUACGGCUUAGCCAUAAGAGCAGAAUCAUAUUCUAUUGAAGCUUGGAAGAUAUUAUUCAUUGUUACCGGAUUGAUGACUAUAGUUGUUGGUAUUGCCUUCUAUAUUCAUAUCCCAGAUAGUCCAGCUACUGCUUGGUUUUUAACUGAAGAAGAAAAGCUUUUGGUCGUUGAGAGAAUUAGAUCCAAUCAGCAAGGUUUUGGUAACAAACAUUUCAAAAUGCAUCAAUUAAGAGAAGCACUCACAGAUCAAGUCACCUGGUUGUAUUUUUUCUUCGGAUUAGCUAGUGAUAUUCCUAAUGGUUCUCUAACAAACUUUGGAAGUAUAUUAUUAUCGGAGGACUUUGGAUACUCGGCUACAGAGUCUCUAUUAAUGAAUAUGCCAACGGGUGCUGUGGAGGUGGUUGGCUGUACUCUUUUUGGGUUGUUGCAGAGAUAUGUCCCUCAUCGUAUGUUCAUUGCGAUAUUUGCAACUGUGGUUACGUUAGCUUCAGCGUGCAUGUUAGCAUUUGCAAGUGAAUCUAAGAAUGCGAGAUUAGGAGGUUAUUACUUAAUGACAGUUUCACCGGUGGGAAUGAUUUGCGCAUUGUCCUGCUUUUCUUCAAAUACUGCAGGACAUACAAAGAAGCUCGUCGCUAACGCUAUCUUUUUAAUAGGAUAUUGUGUCGGAAAUUUGAUAGGUCCUCAAACAUUUAUAGCUGCCCAGGCACCAUCUUAUACGGGUGGUAAGGUUAGCAUUGUAGUUUGUUAUGCUGCUUCCUUGGUGUUGUUGGUAUGGAUAUAUGCUGUUUAUUACUUCGAGAACAAAAAGAGAGAUAAACUAAGAGAAAAUAUGGGUGAUUCAUACGUAAAAAUAGAGAAUUCUGAGUUUGCUGACUUAACGGACAAAGAAAACCCUGAUUUCAGAUACCGCCUUUAA